Molecule: messenger RNA, 3077 nt
Organism: Haliaeetus leucocephalus (bald eagle)
Lineage: Eukaryota; Metazoa; Chordata; Aves; Accipitriformes; Accipitridae
Gene: CAMK2D
Product: calcium/calmodulin-dependent protein kinase II delta
Exons: 18
Coding region: 23-1366 (447 amino acids)
Biological process (GO): protein phosphorylation
Cellular component (GO): cytoplasm; neuron projection
Molecular function (GO): calcium/calmodulin-dependent protein kinase activity; calmodulin binding; ATP binding
Source: RefSeq, a predicted model, not a curated record
GUUCUCUGUCGUCAGAAGAUGUAUGAAAAUCACCACAGGACAAGAGUAUGCGGCCAAAAUUAUCAACACCAAAAAGCUUUCAGCUAGGGAUCACCAGAAACUGGAAAGAGAAGCUAGAAUCUGUCGCCUCUUGAAGCAUCCCAAUAUUGUGCGGCUUCAUGACAGCAUAUCAGAAGAAGGAUUCCAUUACUUAGUCUUUGACUUAGUCACUGGAGGUGAAUUGUUUGAAGAUAUAGUUGCAAGAGAAUAUUAUAGUGAAGCAGAUGCCAGUCAUUGUAUACAGCAGAUUCUAGAAAGUGUUAAUCAUUGUCAUCUAAAUGGCAUAGUUCACAGAGACCUGAAGCCUGAGAACUUACUUUUAGCUAGCAAAUCCAAGGGAGCAGCAGUAAAACUGGCGGACUUUGGAUUGGCUAUAGAAGUCCAAGGAGAACAACAGGCUUGGUUUGGCUUUGCUGGUACUCCAGGAUACCUUUCUCCAGAGGUGCUACGAAAAGAUCCUUAUGGAAAACCUGUGGAUAUGUGGGCAUGUGGUGUCAUUCUGUAUAUCCUCCUGGUGGGAUAUCCUCCUUUCUGGGAUGAAGACCAGCACAGGCUUUACCAGCAGAUCAAGGCUGGUGCUUAUGAUUUUCCCUCACCAGAAUGGGAUACAGUGACUCCUGAAGCAAAAGACCUUAUCAAUAAAAUGCUUACCAUCAACCCAGCAAAACGUAUCACAGCAUCAGAAGCACUAAAGCAUCCAUGGAUCUGUCAACGUUCUACUGUUGCCUCUAUGAUGCACAGGCAAGAGACUGUAGAUUGCUUGAAGAAAUUCAAUGCAAGAAGAAAACUAAAGGGGGCCAUUUUGACAACUAUGCUGGCUACCAGAAAUUUCUCAGCGAAGAGUUUACUGAAAAAGCCGGAUGGAGUUAAGGAGUCAACAGAGAGUUCCAAUACAACCAUUGAAGAUGAGGAUGUGAAAGCUCGUAAGCAGGAGAUUAUCAAGGUUACUGAGCAGUUGAUUGAAGCUAUCAACAAUGGGGACUUUGAAGCUUACACAAAAAUCUGUGAUCCGGGCCUUACAUCUUUUGAACCUGAAGCUUUGGGUAAUCUAGUAGAAGGGAUGGACUUUCACCGGUUUUACUUUGAAAAUGCUUUAUCCAAAAGUAAUAAGCCAAUCCACACCAUUAUCCUCAAUCCUCAUGUCCACCUCGUGGGUGACGACGCUGCUUGCAUUGCAUAUAUACGGCUCACACAGUACAUGGAUGGAAGUGGGAUGCCAAAGACUAUGCAGUCAGAGGAAACACGGGUCUGGCACCGUCGUGAUGGGAAGUGGCAGAACGUUCAUUUUCACCGUUCAGGGUCACCAACAGUACCUAUCAAUGCCUAGCACAGCGGGAUCCCAAUCAUGACUUCGGCCCCUAGAUGCUACGCUAAAAAUAUCAGCGGUGCCGCUCUUGCAUUUUCUGUACCCAACGCACCUGGUUGAUUACCAUCUUGGCCAUCCCGUUCUCUUCAUGCAUGUUUCUGAGUGCAUGAAGUUGUGAAGGUUCUUCAUGUAACACAUUUGUGAUGCACCAUGUUGCUGUAUAUUCCAUCUGUACACUGUUAACAUUUCAAUGAAGGUAAUGUUCCAUGCAAAUAGAGAACAACAAGGCAUAAAAGACAAAAAUAAUAUUUGCUGGACAGCAGUAGAUACAGAACACAUUUGUCACUUUCUCCAUUUAUGCCAAGUUUUGACAGACAACUUUAAAAAUUAUCCUGUUUAUUAAAAAAAAAAAGAAAAAAAAAGUACAUUUUACCCUCUUUUUUUAAGAACUGUUUUUUGAAUCCUCCUUUUGCCCUGAGUCCCAGGGUUUUGCUUUGGUUCUGGUAGGAAUGGUUAGGAUUUCCGCUGGCAGCUCCGUUACUGUAAAACAGAUUUUUAUUACAGCAUGUAGAUGGACGAAAUCACUGAUAAAUGUGGAAGUGAUAAUAUCUUGGCUUUAUACCAGCUGAAGCCUUCUUAGUUUAUUAGUCUGUGUAAACUGGAAAACUUUCAUCAUUUGCUGGCUUCGUCAAUUCAGAAUUAACUGUCAAUGUUCCGGUGAGCCAGCAGCUUCUUUUUUUUCUUUUCAGUCUUUACCUUUGCUUUCUUACUAUGCUAAUUGAAAAUUUCUGUUGGAUGAUUAAGCAAAACUAAAAAUUGUAAGGAACUAACUGGUGAUUGAGGAGCAGAUUUUGAGGAUUAAAAUGAAAGAAUAGAGAAAGGUUUUUAAUCGCUUUUAGGUGUACUGUAAAUUUUUUAAGGAGGCUUUAAAAAAUACGGAAUUUUGGCUCAGCUAUAGACCAGUUGUGUGGUUAAUAUACUCGAGAAAUAUUAGGCCUUAAAAGCUUAGUAUGAAGAGUUUACUUACUUUACACUGCUGCUGUUGCUUCUCUGGAAAUGUAUUAUGGAUACACCGGUUUUCUAAGAAGAUUGUAACACUUUACCACAGAUUUGUUUCUCCCCUCUCUUCCCCCUCAAUCUGCUCUUGGUUUCUUAAAAUCCUUGUGCAGCGUACAGUAUCAAGGACAACAAUCUUCGCAGCAUUACCAACUUGGUUUGGCCCCUGAUCCGUUGCUGCGAACGCCUGUACGCUGCACAGGGAAUGCUCUCGGUGUCAGUUCAGAACACAAGCUUUGUGAUAGGGACUGUACUUGCUUCCCUUAUGUUGCUGUGAAAAUACAUCCUUGCAAGCAUUUAGGUUUGUUCCCUUCCUUUUUUAAUAGAAAAAUACAGGGAUCGGUUAUUUCUUUUUUUUCUUUUGUUAAUUGUUCUGUUACCAACAGGGCUAACUGUUUUCUGCAGCGCUGUAUAGUGCAUGAUAUCUCAAUCAAUAUUCUUUUUAGCGGUUAAAAAUUUACAACUCGGCAGCCUGGAGUUUUUAAAAUGGGAACCCUUCCUAAUUUGUAUCAUUUCACCUUUCUGUGUUGAUUACUAAUCAAAAGCAGUUCUUAAACAUUUUGAUGUUGUUACUAGUGGAUGUAUGGUAGAUGGAUUUAAGCUUCUCUGAUAAUUACUACAUGAUUUUAAACAAUAUAUAUUUAAAAUAAGCAUCUACAAUAAAUGUGUUGAGCCA